Messenger RNA from Glycine soja, 1857 nucleotides. RefSeq lists its product as uncharacterized. Gene Ontology annotation, molecular function: RNA-DNA hybrid ribonuclease activity; nucleic acid binding. The transcript is spliced from 4 exons. NCBI's taxonomy places the organism in Eukaryota, Viridiplantae, Streptophyta, Magnoliopsida, Fabales, Fabaceae. The record is from RefSeq and is a predicted model, not a curated record. The coding region runs from base 1 to 1857 and encodes 618 amino acids.
AUGGCUUUCCGUAAGAACCACCCACCGAAGUUCAGUGGGGACUAUGAUCUAGAAGGUGGUAGGUUGUGGUUAGCGGAGAUUGAGAAGAUUUUCGAGGCGAUGGGUUGCCUCGAGGAGCAUAAGGUCCCUUAUGCGACAUUCAUGCUCCAAGAAGAAGCCGAGAAUUGGUGGAAGUUCGUGAAGCCUUCAUUUGCUGCACCUGGAGAUGCUCAGAAUGAAGAAGAUUUAUGUGCUCAGUUUGAAAAUGGGCUUCGAUUGGAGAUUCAACAGGCGGUUAGCUAUAUGCAGAUCACGGAUUUUAACCAGCUGAUGACAAAGUACAGGAUUUUUGAGGACAAGAUGAAGGAGAGGCAAGCUAGAGGCUUUGGAGGACCACAUAGAAGCCAUCUUUUUAGAGGAAACAGUAAUAAGAGGAUGAAUCCAUAUUCUAGCAACAAGGGGAAACAACCUGUGACUACAUCCAACGUGAGCCAGUCAAGUGGGACUAGGGUACAGUGCUUUCAGUGUGGAGGACCGCAUCUUAGGAGGAAUUGCCCACAGCUCCAGCAGACACAGGAGAACCUUUGUUAUGUCUGUGGCAAGAACCAGGCGGUCCUGUGGAAUAAUGACUGCCAAGAGACCUUCGAGAAAAUCAAGCAGAGUCUCACAAAUCCCCCGGUACUUAUGCCACCUGUAACGGGAAGACCCCUUUUCCUGUACAUGACCGUGUUGAACGAGUCUAUGGGGUGCGUGUUGGGUCAGCAUGAUGAUUCUGGGAAAAAGGAGCAAGCCAUCUACUAUCUGAGCAAGAAGUUUACCGCAUGUGAGAUGAAUUACUCAAUGCUAGAAAGGACAUGUUGCGCGCUGGUAUGGGCAUCACAUCGGCUUAGGCAGUACAUGCUCAACCAUACCACGUGGCUUAUUUCCAAAAUGGAUCCCGUGAAAUACAUCUUUGAAAAACUGGCCCUCACAGGACCAAUCGCUAGGUGGCAGGUAUUAUUAUCUGAAUUCGAUAUCGUUUACGUCACCCAAAAAGCGGUAAAGGGAAGUGCCUUAGCGGAUUAUUUGGCCCAACAACCCCUCCAGGAUUAUCGGUCGAUGCACCCCGAGUUUCCAGAUGAAGAUAUCAUGGCCCUAUUUGAAGAGAAGCGGACGCACGAGGACAUAGACAAAUGGAUUGUUUGCUUCGAUGGGGCAUCCAAUGCUUUGGGCCACGGAGUAGGGGCAGUCCUUGUAUCCCCGGAUGAUCAUUGUAUUCCUUUCACGGCUAGGCUAGGUUUUGAUUGUACCAACAAUAUGGCCGAGUACGAGGCAUGCGCCCUCGGGGUUCAGGCGGCCAUUGAUUUUGAUGUAAAACUACUCAAGGUGUAUGGAGACUCAGCUUUGGUGAUACGCCAGUUGAAAGGAGAAUGGGAAACUAGGGAUUCAAAGUUGAUACCCUAUCAAACUCAUAUCUUGAGGUUAGCCAAGUACUUUGACGACAUUUCCUUCCACCACAUACCUCGGGAAGAGAAUCAAAUGGCUGAUGCACUAGCCACCCUGGCAUCCAUGUUUCAACUUGCCCCACACGGGGAUCUGCCAUACAUCGAAUUCAAAUCUCAAGGCAGGCCGACAUAUUGUUAUGCAAUAGAGGAAGAGCGGGAUGGGAAACCGUGGUAUUUUGACAUCAAGCAGUAUGUCGAGAAUAAAGAAUACCCACCAGGGAUUUCUGACAAUGACAAAAAGACGUUGAGGAGAUUGGCUACUGGUUUCUUUGUAAGUGGUACUAUCCUAUACAAACGAAACCACGACAUGACCCUCCUACGAUGCCUGGAUCAGCCUGAGGAGGUGGCAGCGAUGCGUUUGGGGCCUGUGGGUCGCCACCCUGUGCCUGUCUAG